Molecule: messenger RNA, 242 nt
Organism: Staurois parvus
Lineage: Eukaryota; Metazoa; Chordata; Amphibia; Anura; Ranidae
Source: the annotation of a GenBank genome assembly
UCAGCAGGUGGUAGAUUGUGUCCACGCUUUGCAGACCCUGUGUCUGAAGUGGACUGUGUUCAGAAGCUGCUGCUAAGGGAAGAAUGUCUGCAAAUUCCUAUUUGGACUAUCGCACAACUCCCUAUACCCUAUCCAAGUUCAUUUGCAAUCAGGGGCGGACUGACAACUCAUGGGGCCCCCUGGGCAAUAGGGGAUCAUGGGGCCCCUGUGUCCUUGCCCAACUCAAACUCAAAAAAGCCUAU